AUGGAGAUCCGGACCUUCAGUGUUACCUACAGCUCCGCCCUGCUGCUGCUUCUGGUAGUAGCAGGAGUCACGAACGCUGCAGAAAAUAAUACAUGUUCUUUUCACGACUUUCACACUUGUGAUGAAAACGCUGACUGUAUAGAGAAGAAUGGCGAAUUUGAUCAUUGCGUUUGUAAACAAGGGUUCGAAGGGGACGGAUAUCGAGGGGAAAACCACACACACUGCAUAUCUAUGAAUAUAUCAUGUUCUGAGGAUAAUGACUGUCUGGAGUAUAACGGGAUUUGCGUUGACGAAAUUUGUCAAUGUAAAGCUGGAUAUGAGAUGAAUCCUGAGACGAAAGUGUGUCAAGACAUCAACGAGUGUGUACCGCCGAAUCGCUGCGACCCAAACGCUAACUGUACCAACAUCCCCGGUUCCUUUGUUUGUACAUGCGGGGCAUUAUUCGAGGGUGAUGGAUUCAGUUGCAAACAAAUAUGUCGAGUGGACUCAAACUGUCACAAACAUGCAAAGUGUAUCCUUAAGGAAUGUGUAUGUGAUGACGGAUACAGUGGAGAUGGCAUCAACUGUACAGACGUAAAUGAGUGUGAAACAGGUGAAAACAACUGCCAUUUGAAUGCUGACUGUAUAAACACCGAUGGAUCAUUCGAAUGUACAUGUAAAUCAGGUUAUACAGGCAAUGGGUUAUCAUGCGAAGUGGUGCCACUUUCGUGUCAUGAAAUUCUCCAGAACAAGCCCACUGCCACAUCAAAGACGUACCUCAUCGAUCCAGACGGCACUGGGCCUAUCCCUGCUCUUGAGGUCGAUUGUGACAUGCGUGGAGACAACAUAGGUGUCACUAUAGUGAAGACCAAAGUCAAAAGUAAACUUAUAACGGCCACUGAUCCAGAUUUUGAUUUACAAUACGAUGCAACUGUUGAGCAGAUUAAAAAGAUAGCUAACAAUUCUGGAUAUUGUUAUCAGGAAAUGAAAGCAAUAUGUCGACGGUACAGUGUGAUGUUAGCUAAUGGUACUCAUUGGGUGGACGGAAAUGGAGAAAAACAUACGACAUGGGCCGGUUCAUCUGUAGACGGGAUGUGUCCCUGUGGACAGCUUGAUGGUUUCUGUCAAGUUCGGGGAUCCCAUUGUAACUGCGAUGGUUCUGCCAAUUUGGUAGAAGACAGUGGCAAACUGAUUUCGCGGGAAUUAUUACCGAUACAGUCGGUGCACAUGCAACUAACGGGAGUGCAGAGAUUCACAACAGAAAUCGGUGCGGUGGUGUGUAGUCCACAGCCUUUCGAUAUUCCGAAGGAUUGUGACGAAGCAAAGCAUAAGCUAGGUCAGAAAAAGAACACGGCCUUAAUCAUAGAUAUAGACGGUCCAUCUGGUGAGGGGGAACCUGUAUUAGUGCACUGUGACAUGGAGACAUACCCACAUGUGGGCGUCACAGUAGUACCGACAACCGUCAUCAAACAACCGACAGGCCCAGGAUUGGUCCCAAUAUCCUAUCCCAUAAACAAUGAUGUUGUAGCGAAGAUAGUUGGUUUCUCGAAAUUCUGCGUACAAGAGGCAGCAUUUAAUUGUAUGAACACCGAUUUACAAGACUUCUAUUUCACAAAUAUUAGAAAUGAGAAAAGGCAUUUCUUCCCUGGCAGUUUAAAUCGGGACGGAGCGUGUCCAUGUGGCUUGCUAUCAACGUGUGCUGACCCCAAUAAAUUAUGUAAUUGUAACUUGAAAGAUGGGGUAGAGAGGAUGGACUUUGGCGCAGAGUUUGAUAAAGAUAAUUUACCUAUUACAGCAAUGUAUUUUGGAGACGUAGGAAGAGCAGCAAAUCAGAAUGCUUCAUAUACUAUCUCUUCUCUCAAAUGCAGCCAGCAGGCAUUCUCAAUUGAAGCCAGUUGCGAGUCGUACCUGAGGGAUAGAGGAAGAAAUUAUAGCUAUGUCUAUAUGAUAGACACCGAUGGUCCAGAAGAUAGACAAGGAGACCCAGCUAAUGUUCCACCUUUCCCUGUGGAAUGUCAAAUGUACACUAAUCCACCACAUGGAGUGACUGUUAUUCACUACGAGUCAGAAGGAUCGAGACAAAUUGAAGGUGUUAUGGAAUAUGUGUAUCGCAUGGUUGACAACAAGCAACUGCAGAAAUUGAUGGUUCGUUCAAUUUACUGUACUCAAGCUGUUUCAUACACCUGCAAUGUACCGGGAAAAGUUCACAAUGCUAGUGGAGAUUCGAUAAUAUCCUGGAUUGGGCUAGACGGUGCGACUCAUGAAUAUUUGCAUGGCCAAGAUGGAAGCAGUUGCCAGUGCGCUUUGACCAACACUUGUGAUGGAUCUGGGGUGUGCAAUUGUGAUGGCAGCUCAUCAACGUCAGAUUCUGGCAAUUUAUUCAACAAGGAACAUUUACCUGUGAUGAAUUUCACCUUUGCACAACCUCAAAGCAGUAACAAUCUUAACCUUGGACCGCUUAUGUGUUUUGAGAUCCGCCCUACCUGUAAGAGUCUGCUGGAUGGCAGACGACAAAAAAUGGAAAGCGAAGUACCUAUACCAACAAAUACCCAAUACACUGUUGAUCCUGACGGGGCUGGUGGGGUGAAACCGUUUGUUGUCUUCUGCAAGUUCCCACAGACCAUCGUAUCUAUAUCUCCAGACGCCGAAAACUCCACUGGAACUUCAGGAGGCGAUGGCGUCAACAAAUGUUUUAACAUUACGUACAAUAAUGGUAUUUCUCCCGAACAAAUACAGGCACUGAUAGACAGAUCAGAGCAUUGUACACAACAUCUGAGUUACGAAUGUCGUAAUGCGCCAAGGACUGACAAUGUCUUUUACAGGACUUGUAGUGGUGAUAAGCAACCAGGCUGGGGUGGCUCAAAUGGAGACGAUUCUUGCGCAUGUGGAGUGACAGGCACGUGCGUAGGAGGUACUGAUGCCAUGUGUAACUGUGACAGUGAGGAUGACAAUCUCUACACAGAUGAGGGUUGGAUACACAACAAAACGCGACUUCCGGUCUGUCAAGUGUGCAUUUCACUGGACCCAUUAAGUGAUACGGUGGCAUCUCGGUCCGGUUCCUAUAAAGUGACAGAUUUGAUCUGUAACUCUGCUCCUAUUGGCAUUGUGGGGUCGUGUCAGGACCGUAUAAAUGCUGGUAUCCUGGAAUCGGGUACAAUCUACGUAGACCCAGAUGGUCCAGAUAAGGGCAAUCCUUCCUAUCCAAUAUAUUGCCGUAUAAUUGCUAGACCUCCUAUGGGCAUUGCGGAAAUCCGUCCGAUCGAACCAGAACCUCCUGUAUCUGAGAAUGGAACUGUCGUUAUCUACUACUUCGUCUUUGAGAUAUUUUAUAUUGCUGAGCUGGUUGAGAAAUCCGUGUAUUGUGAGCAGGCUAUUUUUCUACUGUGUGGUGAUGCGCAGAUACCAGCAGAUGGAAGGCAUAUGGACGACUGGAUACAAGGACCAAACGGAACGAUUUCCUGUAAGUCUGGUAAAUGUGAGUGUAAUGGAAACGAAGUUUACGGCGGAUAUGUAGUGGUGAAGGGCUCCAUCCCAGUACAACUUAUCCAUCUCCCACAAGGAGUCCAGGGUACUGUCCACGUGAAGCCUAUGGAAUGUUACAACGUAUAUAGAGACUGUCACGAGAUUAAGACGAAUAAAGCCAUACUUCCUAAAAGGAUCAACCCUGAUAGCAUAUAUGCUAUAGACCCUGACGGAGCUGGCGGAGAGCCACCAUUCCACGUGUACUGUGACUUUACCACAGAUAAAAGAAUAGGAAUAACUCAGGUGGAUCAUUCUAACGAAGGCCAUAUUGUUGUCACUGGAUCUCGUACCCCGUCUGAAUACACGGUUCCUAUUGAAUACCCCGAUGUAACAUCACAACAAAUACACGAACUUACAAAUAUCUCUAACUUUUGCUACCAAGGAAUUCAAUAUGAGUGUAGGAACAUACCUAGUUUGCGCUUGACCAUGUUUGAAGGGGAGCAGACUCAAAGCGUCGGAACUGGUUACGAAAGUACGGACGGUUGUCCCUGUACACUAACUGGCAAUUGUCCUGCUAACCACAUCUGUCGAUGUGAUGCUAAAGGGUCAAUGGUAGCCGAUGAGUACGGCUGGGUUCUUCAAAAGGACGUGUUGCCUAUAGAGGAAGUAAAUUUUGGUCCUCCACAAUCAAACAACGAACAAGGCUCCGCCUCCAUCAGCUCCGUACGAUGUGGACCCACGACGUUUGAUAUACCGAAAACCUGUGAAGAGGCUUACACCAUGGGAUUCAAGUCUGGAGAUAUCCUGAUCCAACCUUUAGAAUCUGUGACUCCUUUCUUUGUUGUCUGUGAUAUGGAAAUACUUCCAGGACACGGUGUCACUGUAGUUGGGAAUGACAAAGACGAUGCACCUAUCGAGCUUGAUCUCACAAACGAUACGACCAUUCAUGUCACAUAUAAUAAUGUUACUACCACACAGGUCGAAGCGUUGACGGAGGUUUCCGCAUAUUGUAUUCAACCAGUCAAAUACGACUGUUUCGGAACACAGUUUCUGGGAUAUAACAAAUUCUUCUGGAACGGACAAGAUAACCAAGAAUUCCGUUAUUGGGCAAACAGUGAUAAUACAAAUCAGGAGUGUUCAUGUGGGACAGAUAACAAAUGUGGAGGUAACCGAACAGAAAUCGAAUUAAUACCCAGAAAGUGCAGCUGUGAUUCAAUGGAAAGCGAAUGGAGAAAAGACGGUGGAGUAUUCUCAAGAAAAGAUGAUCUGCCAGUCAGAUCUAUGACAUUCCUUAAAAACAAUAAUGCCGAUGCUAAAGGAAAAGUUACAUUUGGCAAAUUAUAUUGUUCACAAGUACAGUACAAUCCAAAUGAAUGUACAAUGGAUGUCCAUGAUUGUCAUGACCUUGCUGAGUGUGAAGACACAACAAGGGGAUUUGAAUGUCACUGUCCGAAGGGAGUACAAGGCAUCAAACGAGAUCCUCUUGUAGCAAACGGUCGAAACUGCUAUGACGAUGACGAAUGUGGCCUUGGAGUUUGCCAGCCUGAUCGUGCAGAUUGUACAAACACUUUCGGGUCAUUCAACUGCACUUGUCACGAAGGAUACGUUAUGGCUGAAGGGUCAAGAACGAUCUGUGAAGACAUCAAUGAGUGUGACAACCCCGAUGCUUGCUCACCUUAUGCUGAAUGCUUUAACAGACCCGGGGACUUUGUAUGUCGAUGCAAGCGUGGAUUCAGAGGAGACGGAUUUAACUGUACCUCUAUAGGAAUAUGCACGUGUUUCGGAGAUCCGCAUUGUCAGUCAUUUGACGGGAAAUGGCUCCAUUUCCAAGGUGAUUGCCAGUAUACUAUGGCAACUGAUGGAUGUCAAGGAAAACCACCAACAUUUGAAAUUAGAUCAAAACACUGGAAUCAGAACAUUCCCGGAUUAAAAGGCGCCACUUGGGUGGAAGAAAUUGAACUCCUACUCCAUCUAGGAGGGGAAAAUACGACGGUAACUCUAAAGCAGGGCGGCAAAGUCUGGUAUAAUGGACAAUUAUUUUCAAUACCAAGUAGACCAGACGAACACACCGACAUCCGUCGGUUUGGUAACUGGAUUCAAGUCUAUACCAGUAUCGGUGUCCGUGUAAACUGGGACGGAUCUAAGGCGGUGGAAGUAAUGGUUCCUCAAAGUUACCUUGGCAGCACUUGUGGUCUUUGUGGCAACUACAACAUGAACCCACAUGACGACUGGAAGACUGGUGAUAGAUGUACAGGAGACAUAACAAACAAUCCUAAUAUCUUUGGAAAUUCUUACGUGGUACCCGAAUACAAAGAUAAGAACCCACAUUGUGAUGCUGACUGCAAUGCGCCAGAGCCACCGGAAGAGUGUACAGAUAUGGAGAGAAAGGAAGCUGCCGACUAUUGUAACAAAAUUUUCCUUAGUGAGCAAUUCAAGGUGUGUGUGCAAGCGAUACCUAAAACUACACUAGACGGUUUUAUAGAAGCCUGUGUUUCUGACUUGUGUCUAGUGAAACAAGAUUUCGAUGUGAUUGUGUGCAGUCAUGCUACCAGUAUGGUUAAAGAAUGUUCCGAUAAUUAUGGCUAUGUUGUCACCGACUGGCGAUCAGUCGAUUUCUGUGAUAUACAAUGCGGUGUGAAUAUGCAAUAUUUAUACUGUGGAUACCCAGUAAUAGAGGGAACCUGCUAUGACGUAGAAAGUCCUAACCCUCUUCCUGUUGUGAAUGACACAUGUCGUGAAGGUUGUUUCUGUAUGGAUGGCUACUUCAUGGAUGCUUCCGGUACAGAAUGCGUUCUGCAAGAAGACUGUGGUUGCUUUUACAAAGGACACUAUUACCAGGUUGGAGAACAACUUGUUACCGACGGCUGUAAAGAGACGUGGACAUGCCAAGAGACACACGACUUUUCCAAGGAAAAGUUAAAAUGUCCGGACUUGUCUGAGUGUAAGCUAUACAAAGGAAUAUACGGAUGUCAUUGUGAUAUUGGCUAUAUAAUGGUGAACGGCGAGUGCAUUUUUGAUCCCUGUGGUUCGGAGCCAUGUAAAGAUUUCCCUGAUGCCGAGUGUAAGAUGGUUGGAGAGAGUUACGUAUGUCAGUGUAAGAUGGGCUUCACGGGAGAUUGCAGAAACUGUGAAGAUAUUGAUGAAUGCAAGACAAGGACACACAAUUGCACCAGGUAUGCUGUCUGUACAAACACUCCUGGUUCUUAUACUUGCACAUGUCGUCCAGGGUACAAAAAGAAUGGCGAUAAAUGUGACGAUAUCAAUGAAUGUCACAUUGAUGCACUUCAUGAUUGCCCUCCUGGGACGAAAUGUUACAACACCAUCGGAGGAUACAUGUGCCAGACAUGCAAUGAUAAUACUCCUGGCAAAAAAUGCUGCCAUUGUACCGGUUCACGUUGUAGGGAGAACGGUGAGGUGUGCGGGACUGAUGGUACAACAUAUCCCUCGGAAAAGGCUCUUCUAAUUAGUAGAUGUGAAAAGAACCUCAAAUGGCACGAACUGCAAGUCGAUUACUUUGGACACUGCAAAGAUUCCUGUAACAAUACUGAGUGUCCUCCAAGGCAGUCGUGUAUGAUAGACACUCUUACACAAAAACCGGAAUGUGUCUGUGACCCAUGUGACAAAACUAAUCCUGAAAAUAUUGAACGCCCCGUGUGUACGGAUGAAUUCCGAAUGUACCCCAAUAUGUGCGAGUUCAUAGAGUCAAUGUGUAACGGUGAUACUGACUCUGUACCGAGUUUUGAUACUGGGCCGUGUGAGGAGAAGAGAGAUUUCAUACCGCUCUCGAACUGGAGUCCAUGGAGUCCAUGUUCCGUCACUUGCGGUGUUGGGGAGAAAACUCGCUCGAGAGAAAGACUUGAUGGUCAAUUCUACCAGUCCUUCAACUUCAGCCUAGAAGCGGUCGCUAAAUGUUAUAAUGACCCGUGUAUUGACUCUCCAUGCUCUAACUCUACAUGUAACGACACCGAAAUAUGCCUCAUAGAUGCUCUUGGCGAACCCGUCUGUGAAUGUCCCGAAUGUAUAUACCAUGGAAGCGAACCAGUAUGCAGCAUGAUUGACGGACAUAACCAUAAUUUCCGUAACCCAUGUGAGGCACAAAAAGAGGCUUGUGAGAUUGGAGAACCAGUUACCGUUCUAUAUGGUGCCAAAUGUGGCACUGCUCCUGUGAAUUGCACUUUGAUGCCUGACUUCAAGGUUCUUAGAAGUCCUGGAUGUAAAAACCUUAGGAUAAACAAGAGUAAAUGUACCGGCGGUUGUGGUCCUUUCUCCAACUACUGCUGCAACAAGGCCAGCACCCACACGAAGACGUUUGUACUUGAUUGUGGAGAGAACGCGCCAGUAACACAUACAGAGGAGAUAACCGAUUCCUGUGAAUGUGAUCGAUUAAAUAACGAAGAAUAGUACACACCUACUUACUGAAGUUCAAUUGUUACUGGUUAUAUAAUAUACAUUUCAACUCUCCAACAUUUGUUCAGCGUUAAGCGACAUCCAGUACUAUAUUAUUAAAGAAAACAACAAAAU
Molecule: messenger RNA, 7962 nt
Organism: Ylistrum balloti
Lineage: Eukaryota; Metazoa; Mollusca; Bivalvia; Pectinida; Pectinidae
Exons: 53
Coding region: 1-7842 (2613 amino acids)
Molecular function (GO): calcium ion binding; protein binding
Source: RefSeq, a predicted model, not a curated record